UCUGAGAUACACACUCACACACACACACACACAAGCUUCAAGUACCCAAAGGAGCAAUAUCACGGAUAUCAUGGCAGGUAGCACGGAAUACUACGAAGAGCGAUUUGUUUUAGACAGUCUGGACAACAGCUCCGAGGAGUCUGGGGACUUUGAGCUGGACAUCAGCUGGGAGCCAUGCAGCCGAGCACUCAGCGACAGCUUCUACAAGAUCUUCCUACCCACCAUUUACGGAAUAAUCUUCAUCCUGGGGAUCAUUGGCAAUGGAUUAGUCAUUGUUGUGAUGGGCUACCAGAAAAAGGUCAAAACAAUGACCGACAAGUACCGGCUCCAUCUCUCGGUGGCUGAUCUCCUGUUUGUCGUCACGCUGCCCUUCUGGGCCGUGGACGCGGCCAGCAGCUGGUAUUUUGGAGGUUUUAUGUGCGUGUCUGUGCACAUGCUCUACACAGUCAAUCUUUACAGCAGUGUUUUGAUCCUGGCUUUUAUCAGUGUAGACAGAUAUUUGGCAGUGGUACGGGCCACCAACAGCCAAGCCACAAGGAGGCUGCUGGCAGACAGAGUGAUCUACGUGGGCGUGUGGCUGCCUGCGGCUGUGCUCACUGUGCCUGACCUGGUGUUCGCCAAGGCGCAGGUAGUGGAGGCGUCCCCUGAUCCCUUUGGCCUAGGGGAUAAGGUGGAGUCCACGGUCAUGUGCCAGCGCAUCUACCCGUCUGAAUCCAACGACAUCUGGACUGCUGCGUUCCGCUUCCAGCACAUCCUGGUGGGUUUCGUCCUGCCCGGCCUGAUCAUCCUCAUCUGCUACUGCAUCAUCAUCACCAAGCUGUCAGAGGGCUCCAAAGGCCAGCCGCUGAAAAAGAAGGCGCUCAAGACCACCGUCAUCCUCAUCCUGUGCUUUUUCGGCUGCUGGCUGCCCUACUGCGUGGGCAUUUUCGUGGACACCCUCAUGUUACUGAAGGUGAUCGAGCACAGCUGCGAGCUGGAGCAGUCGGUGCGCAAGUGGAUUGCUAUCACAGAGGCUCUGGCUUAUUUUCACUGCUGCCUCAACCCCAUCCUCUACGCUUUCCUGGGAGUAAAGUUCAAGAAAUCGGCCAGGAACGCGCUGACAAGCAGCAAGUCCAGCCAGAAAGCGACUCUUAUGACCAAAAAGCGCGGGCCGAUUUCAUCCGUGUCCACCGAGUCCGAGUCCUCAAGUGUUUUGUCCAGUUAACAGACACUGGCUUACAGACUUGACACUCAUGAGAGACAAAACUAAGCGUAAUCCCAACGGACUUACUACAUUUUGUACAGAUGUAAAUACUUUUUUUUUUUUUUUACACAUUUUGUACUGUUUUCUUUGGUUGCUGCAAGACACUGCCUUGUCAGUUUUUAUUGUUUGUUUUUUUUAAUGUCUUAUCCUCCUCGCAGCAGAUUGUAGCCUCAGGCAGAGCCUGAUCUCCAUUCAGUGUCUAUCAGCUCUGCAACUAAGAUACAGUUUCUUCUUGUCACCUGUGUUUUGCUCUGUAACAGGUCGAGCAUUCAGCCUCUUGUAUGUUUUCAGGGAUAAAUAGCUGCUUUUUAAAAGCCUGUACAUAGUUCUCAGCUUUUUUGUUUGUGUCUGCACUUAAAUUGUGUGAUUAUCCCAAAGCUAUUAUUUAUUUUCUGUCGCUCACACUGGAAGUUUUUUUUUUUUCAU
This is a messenger RNA of Myripristis murdjan (pinecone soldierfish), 1669 nucleotides long. RefSeq names its product chemokine (C-X-C motif), receptor 4b (gene cxcr4b). Lineage: Eukaryota; Metazoa; Chordata; Actinopteri; Holocentriformes; Holocentridae. The record is from RefSeq and is a predicted model, not a curated record. The transcript has 2 exons. Gene Ontology annotation, cellular component: membrane; external side of plasma membrane. Gene Ontology annotation, biological process: brain development; neurogenesis; calcium-mediated signaling. Bases 71 to 1204 code for a protein of 377 amino acids. Gene Ontology annotation, molecular function: C-C chemokine binding; C-C chemokine receptor activity.